Coccomyxa subellipsoidea C-169 is the source of this 888-nucleotide messenger RNA. RefSeq lists its product as hypothetical. The transcript is spliced from 7 exons. The coding region runs from base 1 to 666 and encodes 221 amino acids. Gene Ontology annotation, biological process: protein quality control for misfolded or incompletely synthesized proteins. Gene Ontology annotation, molecular function: ATP-dependent peptidase activity; serine-type endopeptidase activity; ATPase binding. Gene Ontology annotation, cellular component: endopeptidase Clp complex. NCBI's taxonomy places the organism in Eukaryota, Viridiplantae, Chlorophyta, Trebouxiophyceae, Coccomyxaceae. The record is from RefSeq and is a predicted model, not a curated record.
AUGGUCCUGCUGCUGCAGGAGCCCCGCACGCCACCUCCUGACUUACCAUCCCUCCUUCUUGACAGCCGCAUCACUUACCUGGGCAUGCCGCUUGUACCAGCAGUGACGGAGCUGAUCAUUGCUGAGCUGCUCUACCUGCAGUACAAAGACCGGACAAAGCCAAUCUACCUGUACAUUAACUCCACAGGCACAACGCGUGCUGACGGUGAAACGGUGGGCUUUGAAACAGAAGGGACGGCAAUCUAUGACACCAUGCAGUUCGUGAAAAACGAGGUGCACACUGUUGGCGUGGGAGUUGCAAUGGGGCAGGCAUGCAUGCUGCUUUCAGCUGGGCACAAGGGCAAGCGUUUCAUGCUUCCUCAUGCAACAGCAAUGCUGCAGCAGCCUCGUGUACCGCCAACGGGACAGCGGCAGGCAAUUGAGAUCCAGAUCAAGUGGCGGGAAGUACUUGCUCAAAAGCAGGCGCUGCUGCGCAUACUGUCCAAGACAACAGGCCAUUCCGAGGAGAAGCUCGAUAAGGAUAUGCAGCGGCCACUCUACAUGCAGCCCCCAGAUGCCAUAGAGUAUGGCAUCAUUGAUGGGAUUGUGAGGCCGCAGACUGACAUCAUCGAUGACGUCAUGAACGCGGAUCAGUGGGACAAGCAGGCCGGUCUUGUUGCGCGAUGAAAGGCAUCUUGCUGGUAUUUGUUGAGUUGUGCGCACUCAAAACAACCAAGGAAGAGCCUUUGCACUGGGCACAUGGACUCUGAACUAAAUGUGAUGUCCAAUGCUUCCAUAUCGGCUGACAUGACACCACCUUUUGGAUUUGCCUUGUGAUAAAUAAAUUCACGAGGAAGGCUCGUUGUUUGGUUAAAACUGAGGAUUGUGUUGUCAAGUCUUCAGCUAUUU